Messenger RNA from Tetrahymena thermophila SB210, 1629 nucleotides. Its product is annotated as TCP-1 (CTT or eukaryotic type II) chaperonin family, delta subunit. The transcript has 7 exons. Gene Ontology annotation, biological process: protein folding. Gene Ontology annotation, cellular component: chaperonin-containing T-complex. NCBI's taxonomy places the organism in Eukaryota, Ciliophora, Oligohymenophorea, Hymenostomatida, Tetrahymenidae. The record is from RefSeq and is a predicted model, not a curated record. Gene Ontology annotation, molecular function: ATP binding; ATP-dependent protein folding chaperone; ATP hydrolysis activity.
AUGAGCGAGGGAAGUAAAGCCGCUGCUGUUAAAGUAAGUACCAACAGCAAGUAGGGAGAUACCUAAAAUAGAUCUGAAAAGACCAAUGACAUCAGAACCACCAACAUUCAAGCUGCUAAGGCUGUUGCUGAUGUUAUUAGAACCAGUUUAGGUCCUAGAGGUAUGGAUAAGAUGAUCUAAGAUGCUAAGGGUCAAGUUCUCAUUACCAAUGAUGGUGCAACUAUUCUCAAGCAAAUGGAUGUCAUUCAUCCUACUGCUAAGAUGCUUGUCGAAAUUUCUAAGGCACAAGAUAUUGAAGCUGGUGACGGUACCACUUCAGUUGUCGUUAUUGCUGGUGCUCUCCUUCACGCCUGUGAAAGUUUAUUAGCUAGAGGUAUUCACCCUACCACUAUCUCUGAAGGUUUCUAAAUUGCUUUAGAUGAAGCCCUUAAGGUUCUUAAGGACAUCUCCUAAACCGUUGACUUGAAGGACAGAGAUGCUCUUAUUACUUGUGUUAACACUGCCUUAUCCUCUAAGGUUAUUUCAACUAACUCUUAAUAAUUAUCUCCCAUCGCUGUCGAUGCUGUUCUUAAGAUUAUUGAUCCCACCAAGGACACCAAUGCUGAUUUGAGAGAUAUUAAGGUUGUCAAGAAGUUAGGUGGUACCAUUGAAGACACUGAAUUGAUUGAAGGUUUGGUCUUCACUAACUAAAAGCCCUCCUAAUCUGCUGGUGGUCCCAGUAGAAUUAAAGACGCUAAGAUUGCUUUGAUCCAAUUCUGCUUGAGCUCCCCCAAGACUGAUGUUGAAAACUCCGUCGUUGUCAAGGAUUACACUGCUAUGGACAGAAUCCUCAAGGAAGAAAGAAAAUAUAUUGCCAAUCUCGUUUCCAAGAUUGUCAAAUCUGGUGCCAAUGUUAUCCUUAUUUAAAAAUCUAUCCUCAGAGACGCCACUAACGAACUCUCUCUCCAUUUCCUUGCCAAGAAGGGUAUUAUGGUUGUUAAGGAUAUUGAAAGAGAAGAUGUUGAAUUUAUCACCAAGACCAUCGGAGCUAUCCCUGUUGCUCACAUUGAUCACUUAACUCCUGAAAAGUUAGGUAAGGCUGAACUCUGUGAAGAUGUUAAGCUUUCUGAUGACUCUAGAAUCUUAAAAAUUACUGGAGUCCAAUCUAAGGCUAAGACUGUUACCAUUCUCUGCCGUGGUUCUAACUCUCUUGUUAUUGACGAAGCUGAAAGAUCUUUACAUGAUGCUUUGUGCGUUGUCCGUUCAUUGGUUAAGAACAGAGGUUUAGUUCCUGGUGGUGGUGUUCCUGAAGUUGAAAUUUCUCAAUAAUUAUCCAAAUUAUCUAGAGAAAUGAAGGGUGUUAACUCUCUUAUUGUUAGAGCUUUCGCUGAUGCUUUAGAAGUUAUCCCCUACACUUUAGCUGAAAAUGCUGGUUUGAACCCCAUCAAUAUUGUAACUGAUUUAAGAAAUAGACACGCUCUCGGACAUAAAUACGCUGGUAUCUCAAUCAGAAAGGGUACUAUAAAUGAUGAUAUCACCACCGAAAAUGUUCUUCAACCCGCUCUCGUCACCCAAUCUGCCCUCACUCUUGCCACUGAAUGUGUCAGAAUGAUUCUUAAAAUUGAUGAUUUGGUCUUCUCUGCUCGUUGA